This is a messenger RNA of Cotesia glomerata, 1138 nucleotides long. RefSeq names its product triosephosphate isomerase (gene Tpi). Lineage: Eukaryota; Metazoa; Arthropoda; Insecta; Hymenoptera; Braconidae. Bases 156 to 899 code for a protein of 247 amino acids. The record is from RefSeq and is a predicted model, not a curated record. The transcript is spliced from 3 exons. Gene Ontology annotation, cellular component: cytosol. Gene Ontology annotation, biological process: glycerol catabolic process; glyceraldehyde-3-phosphate biosynthetic process; gluconeogenesis. Gene Ontology annotation, molecular function: triose-phosphate isomerase activity.
UGAAAUCACCUUACAAUAGCCCUGAAGGUCAUCGUUCAUCGCAGCAGUCUUCAGUCGCUCGUCGCUCUAAAUAUCAGCCGCAUCAUUGACGUCCGUGACAGUGUCAUUAAUCAGCAAGUGUUGAAUUAACUCAAGUACAUAACUAAUAAUUAAAAAUGGCACGAAAAUUUUUCGUCGGUGGUAACUGGAAAAUGAAUGGCAACAAAAAGGAAAUCAAUGAUAUUGUUGAAUUCCUUAAAGCCGGUCCACUGGAUCCAAAUGUUGAGGUCGUUGUUGGAUGUCCAUCGAUUUACUUGACAUACACCAAGAGUAUUUUACCCAGCAAUGUUUUCAUCAGCGCUCAAAAUACUUACAAAGUUCCCAAGGGAGCAUUUACUGGUGAGAUAAGUCCUGCUAUGCUUGUGGAUAAUGAAAUCCCAUGGGUUAUUUUGGGUCACUCUGAACGUCGCAAUGUUUUCGGUGAAAAUGAUGAAUUGAUCGCUGAAAAAGUAGCUCAUGCUCUUGAAGCUGGUGUCAAGGUCAUCGCUUGCAUUGGAGAAAAAUUGGAAGAACGUGAAGCAAACAAGACUGAAGAAGUUGUCUUUCGGCAAACUAAAGCCAUUGCAGACAAAAUAAAAUCCUGGGACAACGUCGUGCUGGCUUACGAACCAGUUUGGGCUAUUGGUACCGGUAAAACCGCGUCACCACAACAGGCCCAAGAAGUUCAUGAUAAACUUCGUGCGUGGUUCGCCAAAAAUGUCAGUCCAGCGGUGUCUGAAUCUCUGAGAAUUAUUUACGGAGGUUCGGUGACUGCUGACAACGCCAAAGAGUUGGCUAAAGAAAAAGACAUCGAUGGUUUCCUCGUUGGAGGAGCAUCUCUCAAGCCUGACUUUGUAAAAAUCGUCAAUGCUAAACAAUAAUCUCCAAUCAUUAUCAAUAAUCAUCUAUUUAAAUAAUUACAAUUAUCAACCUCAACUGUAUAAAUAAUAGAUUUAUUUUUAUUUAAAAUAAAUUUAAUUUCUCCAUAAUGGAGUUGAAGUUAGAGAGUUGGUAUAUUUUAAAAAUAAUAAAACAACCAGAGUUUAUUGUUGUUGAUAAUGAUAUAUUUAAUUAAUGAUGUAACUAUUCUGACCAAAUAAAGCUUCAAAUGCACAGAUAA